GGGACCGUAGUACUCGUUGUACUUCAGAGGCAGCAACAUGCCUAGCCCAGCAAGCAAAGCAAAUAAAUUAGAGCGAGAAAUAUUGUGAGGUGGUAUUGAGUGCUUUUAAUUAUAAUAUAAAGAAACUUGUACCAAUCACUCAUUUUAUAAUUGCACUUCAGCGCGGUCGUUUGCACCGAUGGGGACUUCCAAUUGGAAUAAGCUCCUGCUUCUAUUUUGGAAGAACUGGACUAUUCAGAAGCGACACUAUGUUCAAACUAUUUUCGAAAUACUCAUACCGGCAUUGUCGUGCGCGGUACUAAUCCUAAUCCGUGGUCUGGUCGAUCCGGUGGUGUACCGAGAACCAACCGUGUGGAAUGCUCUGCCAACCGAUAGCAUAGAACAUAUACUCCCCGAAUAUAACCCUGGAAUAGACCCACCUAUAAGCUAUGUUUUAGCGUAUUCACCUGAAUGCCCAUUGGUAACAAGAUUGGUUGCCAAUGCGGCGCAGCAGAUACGAGAGCCACUGGAUAUCGAACCUUUCGAGAAUGCAUUUCAAAUGGAAAACUUCCUGCGCAACAACAACACGUUGGUGGGAAUAGAAUUUCCGGACAAUUAUCGGACGCUCAACGUUCUUCCCGAAAAGGUGUCCUAUUCACUGCGAUUCCCGGCAGAAAUGCGAACAUUCCAGGAUCAAUUCUCAGCACUCUGGGCUAAUUGGUACACAGAGCUGAUGUUUCCACAGUUUCAAAUUGCCGGAGCAAAAGAUCCUGACAGAGAUGACGGAGGCUAUCCAGCAAAUUAUUUCAACGAAUCAUUCAUUGCUGUUCAAAGUGCUGUAGAUCGAGCCAUUUUACUGGAACGAGAUCCUAGCAUUGAAUUUACCACAGUUUUCUUGCGGAGAUUCCCCUAUCCGCCAUAUUAUCAGGAUGCUCUACUAGCGGGCUUGGAAAACUUACUGCCAUUGAUAAUUGUAAUUGCAUUUUUCUACACUGCCAUCAACACAGUGAAAUAUAUUACAGUCGAAAAAGAACGACAGCUCAAGGAAACGAUGAAGAUCAUGGGAUUAUCGAGUUGGCUGCACUGGAGUGCAUGGUUUGUGAAAUGCAUCCUAUUGCUUAUGGUUUCUAUUUCCUUGAUCACUGCGUUACUUUGCGCAAAUCUGACUACAAACAGCGAGCUUGCAGUGUUCGAAUAUUCCGACUGGAGUGCUGUUUGGAUAUACUUGUUUGUAUUUAGCAUAACGUCCAUUUGCUAUUGUUUCAUGAUGAGUACCAUGUUUUCAAAAGCAAAUAUCGCGGCUGGCCUUUCCGGACUGAUCUGGUUCAUUAUGAUUGUGCCUUAUAACAUAGUGUUUGCCAACUACGAUUCCAUCGCAUUACCCGCCAAGCUGGCACUAUGCCUGUUCUCAAACUCAGCCAUGUCGUUCGGCUUUAUGCUGAUGAUGAGACAUGAGGGCACUUCUAGCGGUCUACAGUGGUCGAACCUAUUUGAGCCAGUGACCGUCGACGAUGAUCUUAGUGUUGGUUACACUAUGGUUAUGCUGCUGGUAGAUGCUUUGCUAUAUCUAUUGGUAGCAUUGUACAUCGAAAAGGUGUUUCCUGGUGAGUUUGGUGUCGGAGAACCGUGGUAUUUCCUUUUCACGAAGAAGUUUUGGGCGGGAAAGGCGAUAUCUUCACAUCCUAUCAGUACUUCUUGCGUAACCGAUGAUGACGCAUUGGAACCGGAACCGGUGGAUAAAAUAGCAGGAAUACAGAUACGGAAUCUUCGCAAAGAGUAUGAUAAGAAAAAAAUCGCUGUCAGUGGACUGAGUUUAAACAUGUUCGAAGAUCAAAUAACGGUAUUGCUGGGACACAACGGAGCUGGAAAAACAACGACCAUGUCUAUGCUGACAGGAAUAUUCGCUCCUACCUCUGGUACGGCCAUUAUCAAUGGAUACGAUAUUACAACUGAUCUGGAUUCUGUUAGAGGAUCCCUUGGAUUGUGUCCGCAACAUAAUGUACUUUUCGAUGAAUUAACCGUUUCGGAACACAUUGAGUUUUUUGCUCGAUUAAAAGGUGUCCCAAAGGAAAGAAUUAAGACCGAGAUCGACCAUUACGUGAAGAUCCUGGAAUUGGAUGACAAAAUAAACUCCCAGUCUCACACGCUCUCUGGUGGCAUGAAGCGUAAAGUGUCUGUCGGAAUUGCCCUAUGUGGUGGGUCCAAAGUAGUGCUAUGUGAUGAGCCUACUUCCGGUAUGGAUCCUUCCGCCCGGCGAGCUUUGUGGGAUUUACUCAUUGCAGAGAAGAAAGGUCGUACGAUUUUGCUUUCAACACAUUUUAUGGACGAAGCAGAUAUUCUAGGCGAUCGAAUAGCAAUUAUGGCUGUGGGCGAACUGAAAGCAGUGGGAUCGUCUUUUUUCCUCAAAAAGCGUUUUGGAGUAGGAUAUAGGUUGGUGUGCGUUAAAGAUGAAGUAUGUAACGUUGGAAAUUUGGAGACGCUGCUAAAGAAGUACAUUCCAGACAUUGAAUGUGACACUGAUAUAGGAACGGAGUUGUCAUUUGUGCUAAAUGAAAAUUAUACUUCGAUUUUCCAACAUAUGCUACGAGAUCUUGAGGAUAAUGCAGAGAGGCUAGAUGUUAAAAACUACGGUAUAUCACUUACAACGUUGGAAGAAGUAUUCUUAAAAGUGGGUAGUGAUUCGUACGCACUAGAUAAAAAACAAAUCACUAACGGACGAUACGAGACCGCUCCUGAGCCAAAUAUGGCAUCAACAGUAAGACUACACGAGGAGAAUAAAUCUCUUUUGAAUGGAAGCAGGCUCAUGAUCAACCAAGUUCGUUCAAUGUUUUUGAAGAAAAUGAUCUCCACAAAGCGAAGUUGGGUGCAACAGCUGGUUCAGGCGCUGAUUCCAAUUUAUUUCAUGGUUGUUACCGUUGUGAUCGUACGAGCCUUCCCAGGACUCAACAAUCUUCCUCCGUUGCCAAUUUCUGUGUACAACUAUUCAUCGACCACGACUGUGCUGGGAAUCAAAGGCGAGAUUGACGAUGUCGUUGAAGGAUACGAAAAACUGUUCCAGGGUUAUCCUUCAAACCAUCAGUUGCAGAAAACCGAUGAAGAUAUGGUAGAUCGUAUACUGAGCUUAUCGAAUGCCAACAUUGGACUAGUGAAUCGAGAGUACAUGACAGCAGCGACUUUAGGUGGUUCUAAUCAUACAGUAUGGUUUAACCCACGGGGAUUCCACACGGCUCCGCUUGGAAUAGAUUUGCUUUACAACGCUUUGCUGAAAACAAUAUGCACUACAUGUGACAUAACAACUGUGAACAAACCUCUUCCGUAUCGACCAAACACAAGGUUCACUAUGCUGCAAGCUGGUAACAAUCUCGGAUUUCAGCUUUCGUUCAACACAGGAUUCGCCAUGUCCUUCAUAGCUGCCCUGUACAUUAUGUUCUACAUCAAGGAACGAACGUCACGGGCGAAGUUGCUUCAAUUCGUUAGUGGCGUUAACGUACUCACAUUCUGGAUUGUGUCCUUCGUUUGGGACUACUUCACGUUUAUGAUAACGGCUCUGAUUUAUAUUGCCACGCUGGCGGCCUUCCAGGAAGAAGGCUGGUCUACUGGAGAAGAACUUGGGCGUGUACUUCUGAUCGUUUGCGUAUUUGGACUCGCUUUCUUGCCCAUAACGUACCUGUUCUCUUUUUGGUUUGAGGUACCGUCGACUGGUUUCGUGAAAAUGAUGUUGAUGAAUUUAUUUAGCGGAUCAAUUUUCUUCACCGCAGUAUUUUUGCUCAAGUUUGAAACAUUUGAUUUGGAAGAUGUCGCGAAUAUCUUGGAAUGGAUUUUCAUGAUAUUUCCCCUAUUUUCGCUAAGUCAGGGCUUGAGCAACGUUAAUAUGCAGGUCACAACAAAACUAAUAUGCAAUCAGCAAUGUGCAGCAAUUCCUUUCUGUACAGAAAGUUUAAUUUGCCAACAGUUUCCAACCUGUUGUGACACGGAUAUAUUCACGUGGAAUACAAAGGGCGUUAACAGACAACUUGCCUACAUGAUAGCUGUUGGCUUUAUUGCAUUCGUUGCGUUGAUUGCGGUUGAGCUUCGUGUGUUCCAAAGAAUUUGGAACCGAAGAUACCAUAAAGAUAGGAAAAUACUGCCUAAUGCUGAAAUUACAGAAAUGGAUAAUGAUGUUUACAACGAGAAGCAAAGAGUAUCUAGGAUGUCAAAAAGAGAAAUACUAGACACUAACUUGGUGGUACAAGACUUAACAAAGUACUAUAAACGAUUCUUGGCUGUCAACCAGCUAAGCGUAUCAGUAGAUACUUCAGAUUGUUUUGGACUUUUGGGUGUAAAUGGUGCAGGAAAGACGUCCACCUUCAAGAUGCUGACAGGCGAUGAGAGCAUAUCUUCUGGUCAAGCAUGGGUCAAAGGAAUCAAUUUGAAAAGCAAUAUGAAUGAGGUCCAUAAGCACAUCGGAUACUGUCCUCAGUUUGACGCAGUUUUGGAGGACUUGACAGGUCGCGAAACGAUGAAGAUAUUUGCAUUGAUCAGGGGAAUUCCCGAUGAAAGUAUAAAAUAUGCAUCAGAAAAAUUAGCAAUGGAGUUAAACUUCAUGCAGCACAUAGAUAAGCGGAUCAAAGAAUACAGCGGUGGAAACAAGCGAAAGUUAAGCACGGCGCUAGCAUUGCUUGCCAAUCCCACAGUCGUUUAUCUGGACGAGCCUACGACCGGCAUGGAUCCAGGCGCAAAACGUCAGCUGUGGAAUGUUAUACUGAAUGUGAAAAAGUCGGGGAAAUCUAUAGUCUUAACGUCUCACAGUAUGGAAGAAUGUGAAGCACUAUGCACACGCCUGGCAAUCAUGGUGAAUGGAGAAUUCAAAUGCAUUGGAUCAACGCAGCACUUGAAAAACAAAUUCUCAAAAGGAUACUUCCUUACCGUCAAAAUUAAGAAGAGCGCACUACAGGUGAAUAAUACUCACGGACGGCAAGCAGUGAAAACAUAUAUUAUGGAUCAUUUUGAAGGAGCAAUGCUGAGAGAAGAGCAUCAGGAUUCGCUCACUUUCCACAUUGCCCAAUCCAGCAUGAAAUGGUCAACAAUGUUUGGGCUGAUGGAAACUGCAAAACAAAUGCUGGAAAUCGAAGACUACGCUCUUGGACAAACGUCGUUGGAGCAAGUGUUCCUGUUUUUCACAAAGUACCAACGAUUAACAGACGAUAACUAAGGUCAAUCAACUUCCAGAGAGUCGAACCAGAGCGAAUAAUAUAACCGCUAUUAAUACACUCGUUCCCAUAUCAGUUCUGCUAAAGUACAAUUACAGUGUUGCUCAUUAUUCUAAUUCUUAAUUAGACGACUUGAGCACGUAGGAUAACAAAAAAGGCCGAAUAAACCAAAAACGUGGUAAUAGGA
This is a messenger RNA of Aedes aegypti (yellow fever mosquito), 5355 nucleotides long. Its product is annotated as ATP-binding cassette sub-family A member 3. Gene Ontology annotation, cellular component: intracellular membrane-bounded organelle; membrane. The transcript has 9 exons. Gene Ontology annotation, biological process: transmembrane transport; lipid transport. Gene Ontology annotation, molecular function: lipid carrier activity; ATP hydrolysis activity; ABC-type transporter activity. NCBI's taxonomy places the organism in Eukaryota, Metazoa, Arthropoda, Insecta, Diptera, Culicidae. The record is from RefSeq and is a predicted model, not a curated record. The coding region runs from base 179 to 5170 and encodes 1663 amino acids.